Messenger RNA from Balaenoptera acutorostrata (minke whale), 1445 nucleotides. RefSeq names its product TMEM9 domain family member B (gene TMEM9B). The record is from RefSeq and is a predicted model, not a curated record. Gene Ontology annotation, biological process: positive regulation of canonical NF-kappaB signal transduction. The transcript has 6 exons. Bases 43 to 900 code for a protein of 285 amino acids. Gene Ontology annotation, cellular component: lysosomal membrane. Lineage: Eukaryota; Metazoa; Chordata; Mammalia; Artiodactyla; Balaenopteridae.
CACUGGCGGCCCACAGCCCCGCAGCCUCGGUGCCGGGGAAAGAUGGUCUGUCACCUCGAAGCUCCGCCGGACCCACGCUGCGCCCCCGAGAGGCCGCCUUUGCUCCUGGGGCACCGCGCAGCCUCCCGGCCUUCGCACCGGGAACCGUUUCCGGGGCGAAUGCUUUUCGUAGCUGACCCGGCGCGGCCCGUGACGCGAGCGCCCAGACGGAAGUGCGGGCUGAGGAGCCGGAGCCCGAGCCGGAGCCCGACCGAGAGCAGGUCUCGGGGGCUCCGGCUGUGGGGACUGCUGGCCCUGGCAGCGAUGGCGACCCUGUGGGCCGGCCUCCUUCGUCUCGGCUCCAUGCUCAGCCUGUCCUGCCUGGCGCUCUCGGUGCUGCUGCUAGUGCAGCUGUCGGACGCCGCCAAGAAUUCUGAGGAUGUCCGAUGUAAAUGUAUCUGUCCUCCCUAUAAAGAUAAUUCUGGGCGUAUUUAUAAUAAGAACAUAUCCCAAAAAGACUGUGAUUGCCUUCAUGUUGUGGACCCCAUGCCUGUGCGGGGGCCUGAUGUAGAAGCAUACUGUCUACGCUGUGAAUGCAAAUAUGAGGAGAGAAGUUCUGUUACGAUCAAGGUUACCAUUAUAAUUUAUCUCUCCAUUUUGGGCCUUCUGCUUCUGUACAUGGUAUAUCUUACUCUGGUUGAGCCCAUACUGAAGAGACGCCUGUUUGGACACUCACAAUUGAUACAGAGCGAUGAUGAUGUUGGGGAUCACCAGCCUUUUGCAAACGCCCACGAUGUGCUGGCCCGCUCCCGCAGUCGAGCCAAUGUGCUGAAUAAGGUAGAGUAUGCCCAGCAGCGUUGGAAGCUUCAAGUUCAAGAGCAGCGAAAAUCCGUCUUUGACCGUCAUGUUGUCCUCAGCUAAUUGGGAAUCGAAUUCAAGUCUGCCAGCCUCAUCAAAGCCCUGACUUACCUAUUUGAAUUUUGCACUGACUAUAUUAUCUGGACAUCUGGUUGGCCUGUGGCUGUACUUCAUGGUAAAUUGGAUCUGAAAUGCCUGGUGGCUCUUCACAAGAUGCAGAUUUUCUUCCUGUACUGUGAUGUCUGAUGCAAUGCAUCUUAGAACAAGCUGGCCGUUCGCUAGUUUACUCUAAUGAAUAAACAUAGUCUUCGUGUGUGGUCUUUCUCGUCUUCUUCUUCUUUAAGGAUGAAUCCUAAGGACUUGGACACUUGCAAUAAAGAAAUUUUCUUUUAAACCCAAGCCUCCCUGGAUUGAUGACAUACACAUAUUUGUCAGCAUCCCCAGUCAGGUUGAGAGGCAGCUGUUUGAGCUGUAGUGUGUACAGCUUUGAACUAGUACUGGAGUUCCAGUUGCCUCCCUCUGAAAGGUAUAGCAGUUAUUGGAUAACUGGCUUUUUUCUUCCUAUGUCCUCUUUGAAAUGUAACAAUAAAAAUAAUUUUUGAAACACC